AGAAAUGGAGGAACAGAAUGCUGGACCUGGGAUUGAAGAUUUAUAAAGGAUUAUGGGAUUAUACAUUGAAGAGCCAGCAGGCGGAAUGCCUGAGUGACUGAAGAAAAUGGGUGCUAAUGCAUCUAACUACCCUCACUCGUGUUCCCCAAGGGUAGGGGGAAAUUCACAGGCACAACAGACAUUCAUAGGGACAUCAUCCUACUCUCAUCAAGGUUAUGGCUGUGAAUCAAAGCUGUAUAGCCUUGACCAUGGCCAUGAGAAACCUCAAGACAAGAAAAAGAAAACCUCUGGCCUUGCCACCCUCAAAAAGAAAUUCAUUAAGCGUCGGAAAUCUAGCCGAUCUGCUGAUCAUGCCAAGCAGAUGCGUGAACUCCUCUCAGGCUGGGAUGUCAGAGAUGUUAAUGCAUUAGUAGAAGAAUAUGAAGGGACGUCAGCCUUAAAGGAACUUUAUCUACAAGCUAAUUUGGCAAGACCAGAAGCCAGGACGCUACAAAAAGACAUGGCUGAACUGUAUCAGUACAAAUAUUGUACUGAUGUAGACUUAAUAUUUCAGGAAACUUGUUUUCCUGUACAUCGUGCGAUAUUGGCAGCAAGAUGUCCAUUUUUUAAGACUCUACUUUCUUCCUCACCAGAGUAUGGGGCAGAAAUAAUAAUGGAUAUUAACACAGCUGGCAUAGAUAUGCCUAUGUUUUCUGCUUUGUUACACUACCUUUAUACGGGCGAGUUUGGAAUGGAUGAUUCAAGAUUCCAAAAUGUUGAUAUCCUUGUGCAGCUCAGUGAAGAAUUUGGAACACCAAAUUCCUUGGAUGUUGACAUGCGCGCACUGUUUGAUUACAUGUGCUACUAUGAUGUUGUUCUUAGCUUUUCAUCCAACUCUGACUUAGUCGAAACUUUUGGUGGGAGUCAGAACUGUCUAGAUGAAGAGCUCAGAGCUCACAAAGCUAUUAUUUCAUCACGGUCUCCAUUUUUUCGUCACUUGCUGCAGAGGAGGAUACGAACUGGUGAAGAAAUCACAGACCGAACUCUACGAACUCCAACUAGAAUUAUAUUGGAUGAAUCUAUCAUACCAAAAAAAUACGCUAAGGUCAUUUUGAACUGUAUGUAUACAGAUGUGGUGGACCUCUCAGUUUUGCACUCCAGCCCUUCAGUGGGCAGUUUAAGUGAAGUUCAGGCUCUUGUGGCAGGAAAACUCAACAUGACUAGGGCUGAAGAAGCUAUGGAGCUUUAUCACAUAGCACUGUUCUUGGAGUUUAACAUGCUUGCACAAGGCUGUGAAGAUAUUAUUGCUGAGAGCAUCUCACUAGACACCUUAAUUGCCAUUCUGAAGUGGAGCUCUCAGCCCUACGGUUCCAAGUGGGUACAUCGUCAAGCGCUACAUUUCCUCUGUGAGGAGUUUACCCAGGUCAUGACUUCAGAUGUCUUCUACGAGCUCAGCAAGGACCACCUGCUCACAGCUAUUCAGUCUGACUAUUUACAGGCAAGUGAACAAGAUAUUCUUAAAUAUCUGAUUAAAUGGGGAGAACACCAGUUGAUGAAGAGAAUAGCAGAUCGAGAGCCUAAUUUACUCAGUGGUACUGCUCACAGUGUGAAUAAAAGAGGCGUGAAGAGGAGAGAUCUUGACAUUGAGGAGCUGAGAGAGAUCCUGUCUCCACUUCUACCUUUUGUCCGCAUUGAGCACAUCUUACCCAUGAAUAGUGAAGUACUGAGUGAUGCAAUGAAGAGAGGCCUGAUUAGUACUCCUCCUUCAGACAUGCUACCGACAUCAGAAGGUGGAAAGUCAAAUGCCUGGCUGCGGCAAAAAAAUGCUGGAAUAUAUGUGCGGCCAAGACUGUUCUCACCAUAUGUGGAGGAGGCUAAGAUCUUGAUGAAAUUCCACCGGAAACAAAGCAGCGUUCUGAGGGAAACCUCCCUGGUUUCCAGCCAGUUUGCCGGCCCAGCUCCUCGGCAGCCCUCCUGGCAGGCGGAUGGCAAGUCGGUGCUGGAUGAGAUGAUGGUGGAACAAACCGAUCUCGUUCGUUUGCGGAUGGUUCGAAUGUCCAAUGUGCCCGACACCCUGUACAUGGUCAACAACGCGGUGCCGCAGUGCUGUCACAUGAUCACCCACCAGCAAGUUAGCACUAACCAGUCCAGUCCUCCGUCGGUGAUAGCCAAUGAGAUCCCAGUUCCCAGUCUCCUCGUUGUGAAGGAGAUGAUCAAACGGCUGCAGGAGCUGCGUCACACGGAGCAGGUGCAGAGAGCGUACGCGCUCAAUUGCGGGGAAGGUGCCACCGUCAGUUAUGAGAUUCAGAUCCGUGUGCUCCGGGAAUUCGGGCUUUCUGAUGCUGCUGCUGAACUUCUGCAGAAUCCUCACAAAUUCUUCCCUGAUGAGCGAUUUGGGGACGAAAGCCCACUCCUGACCAUGAGGCAGUCCGGCCGGUGUCGCGUUAACAGCACUCCCACUGCAGAAACCAUGUUUACAGAACUGGACUCUUUUGUGGCCUUCCAUCCACCAUUGCCCCCUCCGCCGCCUCCAUACCACCCACCAGCGACUCCUAUUCAUAACCAGUUCAAAGUGGGCUGGAAACAAAGGGUGCCAAGUCAACAUCCCUCCCGUUCCUUUUCUUACCCCUGUAACCACUCUCUGUUCCACUCCCGAGCGGCCCCCAAAGCGGCGCCGCCCGUCUACCUGCCCAGCGUGAAGGCAGCGCCUCCCGACUGCACCAACACCGCGGGGCUGGGGAGGCAAACCGUGGCUGCAGCAGCAGCAGUGAUGGCAGCCGACAAGCAGGUCUGUACUCAGCCCUUGCUAAAUGAGCUGAUGCCAGAUAUCGCGAUGGGUGUGUCGGCGAUGUCUUUAAAGGACAGAAGGUUACCAGAGCUCACGGUCGACACAGAACUAAGCCAGCCGGUUACAGAGGUAGGGCCCGGUCCACCCCAGCACAUUUCAUGUCUUCAGAACAGACACAUGCCCACUUCUCGAAAGAAACAUGCAAUAGAGCAAAAAAUAGAUGCUCGCGAAAAUCAGCAGGAAUACCCUGACUUCUAUGACUUCUCUAAUGCUGCAUGCAGACCCUCCACUCCAGCACCCAACAGGCACAGUCCUUCGCCUUCACAAGGCAUCUAUUUUGGCCCAGAUUUGUAUAGCCACAACAAGGCAUCACCGAGUGGCUUAAAGCCAGCCUAUCUACCUUCCCAGAUAUCUCCUAAAAAGCAAGAGGAGGCUCGGUGGGAAUACCUGCUCUCCCAGGACGGGCACCAACACAGACAGAAGAAUGAGCCAAUACACCUCGAUGUCUUAGAGCAACCUCCCCAGCGACUGGACCUGGCCUUGGCUGCCCAGGAGAACGCUGGGAAUGGCGCGGGACAUGUCAGGGGAAGAACCAAGAUGGAAACGGAUUUGACCUACGGGCUGACCUCCAGCAGGGCCCCGCUCCCUGCCUACACCCCUGAGAUGCCAGAGGAGAGACCCAGCAGGAGACUGACGGACGACGAGCCGUUGGAACCCGGCGCACAGAGAAACGCGGAUUUGGAAAGGGAAGACGCAGCAAGCAGGGGAAGGAGGUCUCCAAAUAAACCAGACUUCCUCUACAAAAAAUCUGCCCUAUGAAAGCGACCUCCACUAUUUCUCUGUGCCUAAGAGUUAGUUGUCAGCAUCCCAUUCUCUGCAACUUUUGGCCUGUCUUCGGUCAGAUGAGUUUGUUCAUGCCAGCAGACAAAUUCGGCUUCGCUCACCUCUUUUUGUGCGUACAUCGCUUCCUUAGAGACAGCAUGACAUCAGUUUGGGUUUUGAUGCUGCUUCUGGUUUUAUUUUGUGGGGAAUUUUUUUGGAGCAAAUUUAAUUUAGCCUUUUGAAAAAAAAAACAAACCACAAAACCCCAACAAAAACGUUGGUACCUUUUUUCUACAACCUGGUAGCCUUUUGCACCUGUACAUCUAUUUUAGUGUAUUAGUUUUGUACUAAUAUGUUAAACUUUAUUGUCACAUUUAAAGGACUGUAUUUUCAUACUUUUGCAUUUUCCCUUCUGCCUGCCAAUUCCCGAUGUGCAUUGGGUUGCACAUCAUGAAAUGUAUUUUCUUAUGAGAUAGUAACAAUGCGUUUAUUUUUUAAUUAUAGGAAUUCCAAAGAACAGCACAUCAAAAUACUACAUUUUUAGUUACAUUUUUUUGCUUGUUUAGAUCUGAAAUCUUCCUGAUUUUUACAGCUACGGCAAGAAUCCAGUCUAAAGUUUUGUUUGAAAAGUUCUGGCAGCUGGUCUUAUCCUUCUAUAGCAAGCCCACUUCAAGAAUUAUAUUUGGGUUUUUAAGAGUCCGGGGGGAUAUUUAGGAGUCCAAAUUCCAGUGAAAUUCACUGGGAUCCAACAGUCUGGUUCUGCUUGCCUUCUGGUUCAGCUGUGACUGUGGAGAACUCCAUGAUCACCCAGAAGCACUUACUAGACAGACUAGAAUUGCUCAUUUGCCCAUGCAGAAAGAAAUCUAGAAAUACUGUAAAAAUGAUAGUAAUAACUUGUUCUUCCAGCUACCUGUACGUGGGGGUAAGUGAAGUCUGGAGUGAGGAUUCCUGCUAAAUCCUGGAGUGUCAGGAAGAUGAGGCGUAGUGUCUCUGCUGUUGCCUGAAUGGUGACCCUCUGCCCGAGGGUUCUCUCUCCAGCCGCGGUGCUGAGGUGGCUGCCCAUGGCCUUGCUCUCUCCUGCCUACGGUUACUAAAGGGCUUCACUCUCAGUGACGUCGUGCCGUGUUCCUGCCCUGACCCCAAGUGCUGCCGACUUCAGAGUCGCAGCUGUUCUGUGAACAAAGUCCAAGAGAAGAGUAGCUGCUCUGGCUUCGUGAGUCGCGCGAAGCUUUAGCAUCCUUACAUUGCACUUCCCUUCCCCAGCUUGGCUUUGUUGAAAGCACAGACAUGAGAUUCACCUGUUGACGUGGUGCAAAGAGGGAAUGAUCGUGAGCCAGGCUCACGUCGGGGUUAAGCAAUACCCCGGCUGUAAGCCUUAUCCUGAAGUGGAUCCUUAAGGCUUCCCAGGCAGUUUUCACUGCAGAUUCACUGCAUUUUGGAUAGGGAUCCUGGUGUCACCGCAGCCUAGUGAGUGCUGGUAAAGGCCUGUUUGCUUUUUCUAAAUGCAGUUCCUAGAAAGAAGGAUUUCCCUGUAGUAGAAACCUUUAAUCCCAGGCGUGACCUAAGAACUGCUUUAAGGUUGGGUUGUUUCCUGCAGUUCGAAAUGCUUAAUACUAUUUAAACAGAAGUCUUGCUGCAACUUCUCUUUUUAUUUGGUGGCAGAUUCUUACCCAACCACUUUCUUAAAAGUAUGCAAGGCCCAGUAACACCACCGCAGUGUUACUGACAUACAUGGAAUACUGCAUUUCCAAACUACCAAAUAAUAGCUUUUACGUAACUGAAGAUAUGGGUCUUUGAACCAAAACACCCUCACGUCUCCCCUGCGUACACCUCUGGUGGCCUCCUGCUGCUGUGGCAGCCCUGCAGACACUCCAUUUGAGAUGCAGCCAUGGAAGGUGUGGUGUAGGACUGGAGGAGAAACUUAGCUGAGCUGCGCAGGUGAUGUGUCCUGUGGGUGAGGGGAGGUGUUUGGGGGUUGGUUUUUUUUCUCUGUCAGCCUUUUUUAAUCUAGAUUCUAUUUUUUUUUGAGCACAGUCAAGACUCUUGGUGGUCCUGGCCCCGUCACCAGUCGGUGGUAUUUCCCUGGGGCUGCAGUGUAGGACAUUGUUAAAGGCAAGGAGGGGUGGUGGGGGACGGUGCUGCUGCAGGUUGGGGACAGAGUUUCGCUGGGUUUGCUCUGGAGGUGUGAGGCUGGAAGCAUUCCCUUUCAUCACACACACAAAAAACCCCCAAAACUCCCUGCAUUUGUCAUGUGUACAUCCAUAGCUUAAUUACUAAAAUGUUACAGCUCCCCUCGGAAGACUUCCCAUUCUGAAUAAUUUAUUUUUACCUAAAAUUGUUAGAUGUGCUUUGAGAGAACUAUUUUAGUUCCCGUAGUUGGAUGUGGCACUGUGUGCCUGGACAGAGAUAGGGCUGAAAUCUACAGAUGGAGCUUUUAAGCUUGAAAUUUUUGGGGACGUGGCUGAUGAAAACAGAAGUUUUGAGGUUAUGGCUUGAGGGAAAUCUUGAAAUGCUUGAGCUUUGGAAUAAGCUGGUGAGAAAUGCUUAUCUUGGGGAGGGCGACAUGGCUGCAUUUUAGAAUACAAAAUUGCUUCUGAAGUUUCAGAAGCUGAGCAGUAUUAAAAAGAGAAUUCAGUGUUUAAAAGUAGGUGCAAAGCAAAGACAAGUCCUUCUGAGGCCACAAAGACAAUCAGGCCACGUAGACAAUCUGCCUUUUCUCUUGUGUAUUUUGAGUUGGGAAGAAGAUGGCGGCAAACGGCAGCUGAUUCUUAGUGGAAGAGAAGGAUUUGUCAAAUUCCUGGAACUGUGUUUUUUUUAUACUCCAGCGUAGGAUUUCCUGCCUGGUUGGACUUGCAGAGGGAGGGGAGAGAGACCAUGUUUAUUCUUCACAGCAGCAUUACUGGGAAGCUUGUGUUCAUCCUGCAUCUCCCUGGCGGAACACACCUGCCUGUGCUCCCUGCUGCUGCUGCUUCUCUGUCUACUGAAACUUUGGUGCAGAAGCUCCUUGUUUACAUGAAGCACUUUCUGAUUAGGCUGGAAAUUAACAUCUUUUCCUCCUCUAAAUGUGAUGGAGAUAACAGAUUACUGGUUAUCUUUUGCUUGAGGAUAGAGGUAUGAACAUUUAAGUUUUCUUGGCCGAGGCAGACUCGUGCUCCUUGCUCUAGUCAAGAGAGAGCUCAGACUUUCAUUUAGUGAGCAACAUGCAAAAACUUCCUAGUCCCUUCUCCCUGACCCCCUCCUCUUUUCCUUAAUAUAUGGAUGAAUAACUUAAUUCCUGAAACAGAUUCUUCCUUUGAAAUGUUUUCUUGUUCCACAGAGUUACUGUAGUUGUAUGUUAAUAACUGCUGUGUUGAUUGGCAGUUUCUUGUUGUAUUUUUCCUGUUCUUGAGGAGUUUCAUUUCUGAAAGUUAAGGCUGUGGCCGCCUGUACUUGUAAGCCUUGGGUUUUGGUCCUGGAAUGUCCCAAAUGUUUGUCUUCUGCGUUCCUUUGGUUUGGGUUUGGUAGGGGUUUUUUUGGGGGGUUGGGUUUUUGGGGGGUUGGUUGUUUUUUUGUUUGUUUUUUUUUCUUUGGAAAGAACACUCCUGCUGUUUGUUCUUCUAGUGAGGAUACACUUACAUGGUGGGGGUGGUGCUGAGCUCUGCCCAGCGCAGGAACAGCCGAGAGAUAAAGUUGUAAAACGGUUAUUUGGGGUUUCUGUCAUUAUCUGUACUGCCAGAAGGUCGCCCUGCCUUCGGCAACGUUACGGUUUCGUUUCUUGUCCUUGUGUUGUUACUGGUAUAAAGUCAAGUGCCUUCAAUGCUAAAGGCUCAGAAAACUUUCUUAAACUGACUUCAUGUCCUAUGCAAGUGUUUUUUCUACAACCUGCAUAACCAGUACUUUGUAAAACUUGUUUACGCUUCAAUUGUACAUAGUGUUUUUUUAAAAAAAAAAAUAGUAUUUUUAUUUAGGUACCUCCAAACUUGAAUUCUAGUCUUGUGUGAUGCAUUGUAAAACAAUACAUUUCUCUUUUGAGUACCAUUACAGUUGUAAAAAGGUUUUCACUGGUUCUAUUUUUCUACUGUUGCUGAGAAGCAUGUAACACUGACUUUAUCCUACGUAUAGUUGGCAUUUCAAAUAAAUGGCUUGUAUAGAA
This is a messenger RNA of Calidris pugnax (ruff), 7721 nucleotides long. RefSeq names its product BTB (POZ) domain containing 7 (gene BTBD7). Bases 107 to 3586 code for a protein of 1159 amino acids. The transcript is spliced from 11 exons. Lineage: Eukaryota; Metazoa; Chordata; Aves; Charadriiformes; Scolopacidae. Gene Ontology annotation, biological process: morphogenesis of a branching epithelium. Gene Ontology annotation, molecular function: protein binding. The record is from RefSeq and is a predicted model, not a curated record.